This is a messenger RNA of Trematosphaeria pertusa, 843 nucleotides long. RefSeq lists its product as uncharacterized. The transcript has 2 exons. NCBI's taxonomy places the organism in Eukaryota, Fungi, Ascomycota, Dothideomycetes, Pleosporales, Trematosphaeriaceae. The record is from RefSeq and is a predicted model, not a curated record. The annotation marks the transcript as partial.
ACAAAGGAGAGAUACGCGCUGUUUCGCAUCAUGUAUGAAGAUGGAGAAGACCUGCCCGAGGAGCUUGCAGAACACGUCGCGAUGCUGAAAGCGCCGCGAGAGGCACCAUCGCCAAAUGCCGCCGAGCUGUCUUCCAGAGCCCUUACAGCGCGGUCCUUCGGCGAGCAGGACGGCAUCGACACGCUAAAAGCGAAGCUUUUCUUUCGCGGCGCAAUAGAUGGCGGCACACCUUUCACCGCGGUGACGGCGAGAACAAACCUGAGCAGCCGCUUCAUACCGCAGAGGCCGGUCCCGCCAGGCGUGGCACCAAUCGAACAACCGCAGCCAGACCAGGCAGUCGGAUAUCUCCCCACCAAGACUGCGUGCCGCAGCAAGUUGAAAGCACCGUUCACACGGGAGGAAGAAGAUCUCAUCAGCCUCUUCACGCUCUCGCCCGAAGUCCACUUCCCCUACUUUACCGCACAGUGGAAGUCCCCGUUCAAAGGCCAAACACACGAGCAGGCCAUCCCGCAGGGCGCCCGUGACGGCGCCACGAUUAUCAACUACCUCCAUACCUUCUACCAAAAGGCCCGCGGCACCAACCCUACUCUUGUGGAGACAUGCCACGUCUCGGCCACCGUCGACCUACGGACAGUCAUUCUGUGGAUUCAUUGGCGUAGCCCCGAUGGAUCCUAUCACAUGGAGCAGAUCGAGGCGGGCUUUCUUGACAAAGAACGUGACAACAUCGGAAUUCGCGCUAUUUUACGCAACAUCGAAGACUACGCUCUAUCGGCUCGAUUGGAGAGCAUCAAGACGGCCAUCGACCAGCUGAAGAGCAAUCCCUCGGCGCUAUCUAAGCCCGAA